CUCGCUUAUGAAGAUUUGGUUUCAAGUCCUUGGUCAAAUUUGGGCGAGUGGGAAGGUUCUGUCACCAUGCAAGGGUCUCUACUUGUGCUUCUUUUGGGUUUUAGGUAUGGCCUUGUUCUUGCGGUUACCACCGUUGAAUCAUUCCUGAACAUUCCGGUCAAGUUGGGUUUUGAAGUGGAAUCAAGCUACGCUUUUAGGAACCAAUCGAUCGAUAAUAUGUUAGAUCCAGCCAUCAGCUGCGGUGUGAUAUGCAAGUGGUCUGAUUGCUCCAUCUUCGUCAUUUUGGACCGCAGUUGUUCUUUGUACAAUCGGCUUAUUGUUCGGAAAUCGGUGGAUCCAUUUUCAAACUUGAAGGCUUACUACAAAAGGGAUUCUGGGCAACAUGUCACAUCUGUGGAGGCCAUUUUGUUCCGUCAAGAUGUGUCCCGGGCGAGUCUACUCUGGCCUAAGAAUGUUAUUUCCUUACACAAAGAUGAUCCAAAAGCAGAAUUAUAUGCCAAAUUGGAUGACAUUGAGGACUAUCGUUCCACCGAUGGACAACUUCAUUUGAAAAUGUGUCACCCAGGCACAUUCCCCUCCUGCUUUCGAUGGAGCCAAACUGACAACCCUUUGAUGGUAACUGGAAGCUCACGACCAAAAGGAUUUGUCUACAAAGAAGGUCCGCUGGCCAUCCACCCCGGAUUCUUCGGAUUAUCUCAGAGCACUCCAGAUAAAGCUUUAUUGGAUGGGGAUUUGACCAAUUCGUACUCUUGGUUUUUGGGAAUCGGCACCUACGAGAUGAGUGGCAUUGAACAGAAAAUCCCAGCCUCCAGGGAUCCAGAAAUUUCCGCUCCAGUAGUGGAAUUAUAUGUGGAAUUGUUUUGAGGUGUUGCAUACCCAACUAUUGCAUCACAUGAUCAUUUGUGACUAUAUCCAUGAACCAAAGGUUUCAUUCGAUUCUCAAGUAAA
Tigriopus californicus is the source of this 948-nucleotide messenger RNA. RefSeq lists its product as uncharacterized. The record is from RefSeq and is a predicted model, not a curated record. The coding region runs from base 67 to 864 and encodes 265 amino acids. The transcript is spliced from 3 exons. Lineage: Eukaryota; Metazoa; Arthropoda; Copepoda; Harpacticoida; Harpacticidae.